This is a messenger RNA of Engraulis encrasicolus (European anchovy), 9889 nucleotides long. It is a transcript of the gene plxna2, whose product is annotated as plexin A2. Gene Ontology annotation, biological process: regulation of cell shape; regulation of GTPase activity; negative regulation of cell adhesion. Gene Ontology annotation, molecular function: protein binding; semaphorin receptor activity. The record is from RefSeq and is a predicted model, not a curated record. The transcript is spliced from 32 exons. Gene Ontology annotation, cellular component: plasma membrane; semaphorin receptor complex. Bases 891 to 6596 code for a protein of 1901 amino acids. Lineage: Eukaryota; Metazoa; Chordata; Actinopteri; Clupeiformes; Engraulidae.
UCUCCAAGGCUCCGGUCUGAAACGGUUAACGCAUGCGACAUGCAAAUGAGCCCAUAUUCGCGGAGAGAGCAGUGGGCUGGGUUUAAACGUUGUGGUGUGCAAGUAGUACUGUACGCUGACAGGCUCUGGUGAACGCCACAGCAUUGUGCCAGUCUAGCGGGAAAAAAACCUUCGGAGAACUCGAAUGAGAGUGAGUCUUUGUGAAUUGCAGCAAGGUUUCAACCCGAGCUGAUGAGAGCGGACCAUGGCAAACCCAGUCUAAAACUGCUGUCACUGGAUCCUGUCCGACCUAAUGGAAUGUGCACUACUGGAGGUUGCCAGUGCUCUGAUGACUGACCAUUUGGAUGGACAUUUUUUGAACGAGAGGACGUCUACUGUUCCCGAAUUUGCUGCAUAGAUCAAUUACUGACAUUACUGCUGUGACGCCGGGAACCCAUGCAGUAGCCUGCGCCGGAGAGGAGUGAAUGAAUGGAGCAGCAUUAUGCUCCAGAAAUAUUCUAGGAUUUAAGUACCUAUACAUUUCCUUGUUUUGUCAUCGGACAAGAUCAUCAUUAGACUUUGGAGCCGUGUCAAAAAAGAAAACAUUUGGCGUGGAUAUAUUGAGAAUAACCCCAUCGCGCGAGAGGAAGCGGAGAGACCACAUAAAACGACUGUGUGACCAGCAUGAAAAUCAGCCGCAUCCUCCUUUGAACCAAAAGAAAGAUGUGAAGACCCCUUGUGAAGGCUGGAAGCAAUUGAAAAGGACAUUAAAAACAAACACAAAUAUACACACCCCAGAGGGCUCCGACGUCUGCUAGAAAGAGGGAGGCUCUUCCUCUCUUCCUCUCAACCCCUCCUCCUUUGUCCCCCCCGCCUUGUAUAGUCACCUGUCACCACCCCCCUGGUUGAAAAUGGAGACCUCAAGGCCAUGUCAGAGGACUUUCCCUCUUGGUCCAAAACCAGGAGCUCUGCUGUGCCCAGUCCUCUGGCUCCUGGCAGCGAUGCUAGCGACAGUAUCCUGUGGGCAGACAUUCACAAGCUUCCACCCCGAGCGGAGGGAAUGGGCCUUCAACCACCUGACGGUGCACCAGACGACCGGAUCCGUGUACAUCGGCGCCGUCAACCGGGUCUACAAGCUCUCGGGCAACCUGACGCUGCUGGUGUCCCACGACACGGGCCCGGAGGACGACAACAAGGCCUGCUACCCGCCGCUCAUCGUGCAGCCCUGUUCGGAGCCGCUGGUCUCCACCAACAACGUCAACAAGCUGCUGCUCAUCGACUACUCGCAGAACCGGCUGUUGGCGUGCGGCAGCCUCUACCAGGGCGUGUGCAAGCUGCUGCGGCUGGACGACCUCUUUAUCCUGGUGGAGCCGUCGCACAAGAAGGAGCACUACAUGUCCAGCAUCAACCAGACGGGCAGCAUGUACGGCGUCAUCGUGCCCUCCAAGGGCGAGGACGCCACGCUGUUCAUCGGCACGGCCGUGGACGGCAAGCAGGACUACUUCCCGACCAUCUCCAGCCGCAAGCUGCCCCGCGACCCGGAGUCCUCCGCCAUGCUGGACUACGAGCUGCACACGGACUUCGUCUCCUCGCUGAUCAAAAUCCCGUCCGACACGCUGGCGCUGGUCUCGCACUUCGACAUCUACUACAUCUACGGCUUCGCCAGCGGCAACUUCGUGUACUUCCUGACGGUGCAGCCCGAGACGGAGAACAGCAUGUCGCCCAGCGGCUCCUCCGCCGACCUCUUCUACACCUCGCGCAUCGUGCGCCUCUGCAAGGACGACCGCAAGUUCCACUCCUACGUCUCGCUGCCCGUGGGCUGCGUGCGCAACGGCAUCGAGUAUCGCCUGCUGCAGUCGGCCUACCUGGCCAAGCCGGGCCGCGUGCUGGCCGCCGCGCUCAACAUCAGCGCGCAGGACGACGUGCUCUUCACCGUCUUCUCCAAGGGCCAGAAGCAGUACCACCGGCCCCCGGAUGACUCGGCGCUCUGCGUCUUCAGCAUCCGCGACAUCAACGCCCGCAUCAAGGAGCGGCUGCAGUCCUGCUACCAGGGAGAGGGCAACCUGGAGCUCAACUGGCUGCUGGGGAAAGAUGUACCCUGCACCAAAGCGCCCGUGCCCAUUGACGACUCCUUCUGCGGCCUGGACAUCAACCAGCCUCUGGGCGGCUCCCAGCUGGUGACGGGCCACACGCUGUACACCGAGCACCGCGACCGCAUGACCGCCGUAACCUCCUACGUCUACAACGGCUACUGCGUGGCCUUUGUCGGCACCAAGAGCGGACGUCUGAAAAAGAUUCGUGUGGACGGGCCUCCUAACGACGGGGUGCAGUAUGAGACGGUGCAGGUCAUCAAGGACGGCAGCCCCAUCCUCCGAGACAUGGCCUUCUCCCUCGACCGCAACUACCUCUACGUCAUGUCCGAGAGACAGGUGACGCAUGUGCCCAUUGAGGCGUGUGAGCAGUAUGGGACGUGUGGCGAGUGCCUGAGCUCCGGAGACCCCCACUGUGGAUGGUGUGUGCUGCACAACAUGUGUACGCAGAGGGAUCGGUGUGAGCGUGCCAAUGAGCCGUACCGCUUCGCUGGCUCCCUGAACCAGUGUGUGAAGGCCACCGUCUAUCCCGACAGCAUUGCCGUGUCCGAGCCCAGUGUGCCGCUCCUGGUCAAAGUGACGGACGUUCCAGACCUUUCUGCCGGCAUCACAUGCUCCUUCGGCAACCUGACUGAGGUGGAGGGCCAGGUGAACGGAAACCAGAUCCUGUGUUUGUCUCCAGCCGCCAAGGACGUGCCCGUCAUCCCUACAGACCAAGACUGGUCGGGUGUGGAGCUGAAGCUGAACUCCAAGGAGACAGGCCAGAUGCUCAUCAGCACGGAGGUGAAGUUCUACAACUGCAGCAUCCAUAACCUAUGUCUCUCCUGUGUGACGAGUUCCUUCCGAUGCCACUGGUGCAAAUAUCGCAACCUCUGCACACAUGACCCCUCCAGCUGCUCCUUCCAAGAGGGUCGAGUCAACGCCUCUGAGGAUUGCCCCCAGCUGGUGCGCUCGGAGGAGAUCCUGAUCCCAGCCGGCGAGGUCAAGCCCAUCACGCUGAAGGCCCGGAACCUUCCGCAGCCGCAGUCGGGCCAGCGGGGCUACGAGUGCGUGCUGCACAUCCAGGGUGUGAGCCACCGCGUCACAGCGCUGCGCUUCAACAGCUCCAGCGUCCAGUGCCAGAACAGCUCGUACUUGUACGAGGGGAUGAAGAUCAGUGAGCUGCCAGUGGACUUCUCAGUGGUGUGGAACGGCAACUUCAUUAUUGACAACCCAGAGAACAUCCAAGUGCACCUGUACAAGUGUGCAGCUCAGCGGGACAGCUGUGGCCAGUGCCUGAAGGCAGAGCGCCGCUUCCAGUGUGGCUGGUGCAACGGAGAGUCCCGCUGUACCCUGCGCCACCACUGCCCCAUGCCCAACCCCUACACCGGACGCUGGCUCAACAUGGACAACAAGAACGUCAAGUGCACCAACCCCCGCAUCACUGAGGUGACACCAAUAGCCGGACCACCAGAAGGAGGUACCAAGGUGACCAUUCGUGGCCUCAAUCUGGGCUUGUCCUUCUCAGAGAUGGUGAACCACGUGCAGGUGGCCGGUGUCAAGUGCACGCCUCAGGAGGAUGGCUACAUCAUCGCAGAACAGAUCGUGUGUGAAAUGGACCCUGCUCCCGUGGACGCCGCUCCCGGGCCUGUAACUCUGUGCGUAGGAGAGUGCAUUCCAGAUCUCAAGACGCGCUCCUCUCAGCUCUACUCCUUUGUGACCCCGACUGUGACAGGUCUGUCCCCCAGCCGAGGGCCUGAGUCCGGGGGAACUAAGGUGACCAUCAUGGGGGAGAACCUUGGAGCAGGCAGCAACGUCAACGUUCUCUUUGGGAACCAGACCUGCGAGUUCUUUGAGCGGACCAUGACGGAGAUCGUGUGCUUCUCGGCGCCCUCCCUGAGCGGUGUGGGGCCCGUGCAGGUCAGUGUGAGUGUGGACCGCGCUCAGGUGCUGUCCAGUCUGCUGUUCGAGUACAUCGACGACCCCACCGUGCAGCGCAUCGAACCCGAGUGGAGCAUCGCCAGCGGCCAUACGCCCCUGGUGGUGACUGGAACCAACCUGGACGUGGUGCAGGAGCCCAGGAUCCGCGUCAAGUACGCCGGCCGAGAAUCCGUCAAUGUCUGCAAGGUGUUGAACACCACGUCCAUGAGUUGCUUCGCGCCAUCCCUGACGGCCGAGUACCGGCCCGGCCUCGACACGGUCAAACACGCCGACGAGUUUGGCUUCAUCUUCAACAACGUGCAGGCCCUGCUGGUGUACAACAACACCAACUUCCUGUACUACCCCAACCCCUUCUUCGAGCCCCUCAGCACCAACGGCAUCAUGGAGCAGAAGCCCGGCUCCCCCAUCAUCCUCAAGGGAAGGAACCUGGUGCCCCCGGCAUCUGGGGGGGUGAAGCUGAACUACACGGUCUUCAUCGGCGAGACGCCCUGUUCUGUCACCGUGUCCGAGACCCAGCUGCUCUGUGAACCGCCCAACCUCACCGGACAGUACAAAGUCAUGGUGCAGGUGGGCGGUCUGCACGUGUCCCCCGGUGCGGUGCACAUCCUGUCGGACAGCCUGCUGACACUGCCGGCCAUCGUGAGCAUCGCGGCGGGCGGCGGCCUGCUGCUCAUCAUCGUCAUCCUGGUGCUGAUCGCCUACAAGAGGAAGUCCCGCGAGAACGACCUCACCCUCAAACGCCUGCAGAUGCAGAUGGACAACCUGGAGUCCCGCGUGGCGCUCGAAUGCAAAGAAGCAUUUGCUGAGCUCCAGACGGACAUUAAUGAGUUAACGAGUGACCUGGACCGAGCCGGGAUCCCCUACCUGGACUACCGCACCUAUGCCAUGAGGGUCCUGUUCCCCGGCAUAGAGGACCACCCCGUGCUCCGGGAACUAGAGGUGUCUGGCAACGGUCAGCAGAGUGUGGAGAAGGCCCUGAAGCAGUUUGCCCAGCUGAUCAACAACAAGGUCUUCCUGCUGACCUUCAUCCGCACGCUGGAGAUGCAGCGCUCCUUCUCCAUGCGCGACCGCGGCAACGUGGCCUCGCUCAUCAUGACCGCGCUGCAGGGCCGCCUGGAGUACGCCACCGACGUGCUCAAGCAGCUGCUCUCCGACCUCAUCGACAAGAACCUGGAGAGCAAGAACCACCCAAAGCUGCUGUUGAGGAGAACGGAGUCUGUUGCUGAGAAGAUGCUGACCAACUGGUUUGCCUUCCUGUUGCACAAGUUCCUAAAGGAGUGUGCUGGGGAACCUCUGUUCAUGCUGUACUGUGCCAUCAAGCAGCAGAUGGAGAAGGGCCCUAUCGACGCCAUCACGGGCGAGGCGCGCUACUCCCUGAGCGAGGACAAGCUCAUCCGCCAGCAGAUCGAGUACAAGACCCUGAUUCUGAACUGUGUGAACCCGGAUAAUGAGAACAGCCCCGAGAUCCCGGUGAAGGUUCUGAACUGCGACACCAUCACCCAGGUGAAGGAGAAGAUCCUGGACGCCGUGUACAAGAACAUGCCCUACUCCCAGAGGCCCAGGGCCGUGGACAUGGACCUAGAGUGGCGUCAGGGCCGCAUGGCGCGCGUGGUCCUGCAGGAUGAAGACAUCACCACCAAGAUUGAGAACGACUGGAAGAGGCUCAACACACUCAUGCACUACCAGGUGUCUGAUCGGUGUGUGGUGGCCCUGGUACCCAAACAGACCUCCUCCUACAACAUCCCCCCUUCAACCAGCAUCUCACGCACCUCCAUCAGUCGAUACGACUCCACGAUACGCUACACAGGGAGUCCAGACAGCCUGCGCUCGCGGGCGCCGAUGAUCACUCCCGACCUGGAGAGCGGCGUGAAGGUGUGGCACCUGGUCAAGAACCACGAGCACGGGGACCAGAAGGAGGGCGACCGCGGCAGCAAGAUGGUGUCCGAGAUCUACCUCACCCGCCUGCUGGCCACCAAGGGUACGCUGCAAAAGUUUGUGGACGACCUGUUUGAGACGCUGUUCAGCACGGUCCACAGGGGCAGUGCCCUCCCGCUGGCCAUCAAGUACAUGUUCGAUUUCCUGGACGAACAGGCCGACAGACACGGCAUCCAUGACCAGGACGUGCGCCACACAUGGAAAAGCAACUGCCUUCCUCUGCGUUUCUGGGUGAACGUCAUCAAGAACCCCCAGUUUGUCUUCGACAUCCACAAGAGCAGCAUCACGGACGCCUGCCUGUCGGUGGUGGCCCAGACCUUCAUGGACUCCUGCUCCACCUCCGAGCACCGGCUGGGCAAGGACUCGCCCUCCAACAAGCUGCUCUACGCCAAGGACAUCCCCAACUACAAGAGCUGGGUGGAGAGGUACUACGCCGACAUUAACAGGCUGCCCGCCAUCAGCGACCAGGACAUGAACGCCUAUCUGGCCGAGCAGGCGCGCCUGCACUCCGUCGACUUCAAUAUGCUGAGCGCCCUCAACGAGAUCUACUCCUACGUCAGCAAGUACAGUGAGGAGAUCACUGCAGCCCUGGAGCAGGACGAGCAGGCCAGGAAACAGCGCCUGUCCUACAAAGUAGAGCAACUCAUCAGCGGCAUGUCUCUGGACAGCUGAGAGACGGCGAGAAAACAAAAGGUGAAGAGAGAAAGAGAGAGAGAGGGAAGAAAAAGAACAUGUAAAAGAAGAGAGUGAAAGGGGCUCGCCCCUACGCACCACCAGCGCCAUCUUCUCACCGCAUCCACCCAGAGAAUCAUCUCGGCAGAUGUGGCACUCAGCCUUCACCUAAUGGGCAGACAACUACUUGGAUACCUCCACCAACCUGGCUGGACGGCUUCGUCUGACCUCAUCAACAUGUCCACCAAACCUGUCAGACAGCUUUAUUUGGACCUUACGGAAAUGUCCACCUUCUUCAGAAGACAUUAGAUUGAAAGGCAUGCCACAUCUGAAGAUAUCAGUCAGAUGUUGAGUGCAGAUGUUGAGCUUAGAUAACGUCUGUCCUAAACUCUCCCAUCGUCCCCUCCAUCCUUCUUUUCUUUCCUUGGCAGUGGCUUACUGUAUGUCCAUGGCACAGGACCAACCCGGCAAUGCCGGAGUUCAAGCAGGGCAUGAUCAGACAUCAUCUCUCUCUCUCUCUGUCUCAGUUUCUCGCUCUUGCUCCCUUAAUGUCUCUCUCUCAAUCUAUAUCUGUCUUUCUCUCUCUCUCCUUCUCUCCCUCUGUCUCUCUCCGAGCUCUUAAGUGCGAGAGUGGAACACUGGGCUGCGACCAUGUUCUUCAAGAUUUUUUUAUUUUUAUACACAAACACUUUGAAAAAAACUUCUUCCAUUAAACCCUUGACCUGGCAUGUCCCAUCACCGGCUUGCAAGGGAGAGCUCUUCUCGCAUUCAGUCCCGUCUCUUCGUGCCGAGGCGUUGACAGAAAGAGAAGUAAAGAGCUUAUCCUCUCCAUCCACCUCCUCUAACCCUCCUCUCCCUUAAUGUCAGACACUUUUCUCACAACGACGAUGCUAAAAGAGACUAAACGUUGAUCUUUUACGCUCCUGGAAUUCACAAAACAUUUCUUGCCGCCGGUGAGCUUAAAGGCGAUGGGUGGAACUGGACUAAAUAUAUCCCCUAUUUUUAUCCUGGUCGAUGGGGCAGUCCUCCCUAUCGCUUUUGCUCUUCAUCAUGAAGGAACGAGACAUCACCAAGGAGAACUGGCGAUUGAAAAAAAAAAAAACAGUACUCUGCAGUGUCUCCAUGUGUACAUGUCCUGUUCUUUUUUUAAGGAAAGAAAAAAAUAUAUGUGUGAAAUUGUAUGUGAAUGUACCAAUGGUCCUCUGUUUUAGUCAUCUCUCCUCGUCCUAGAACAGAAGGAGACAGCAGCGCUGCUCCCUGGAGAAAUCAACUGCUUGGCCAAAAGAAGAUGCUGUAAACAUUCUGGUUACCGAGGACCUUUUAGCUUGAUAAAUGUCAUUCAUUAUUAUAUUGCCAAACUUAACGCUUUGUGAUUGAAGUGUGCUGUGUGCAGUCUUAAUGGGCUAGCCCUCUGGAUGUUGGGCCUGCCGUGUAUAGACUGUGACUCUGCUCCACUAUAUAUUGGAGAAAGCGCUUCCCGCUGAUGGAAUGGAACUUAUAUCGCGGGUGGUACAAGUGGGAUCGAUUCCACUAUAAAACUUACCAGACAGUAUUAUGUUUUUCAGUUCUGUCAAUUUGUGUAUGUAUUUCUGCAUGCGUCCUUCAAAACCACUCGAGAGUGAAAACGAAAACAAGAAAUCUUCCAUUUCUGCUCUGUUUUUAAGUGCCAAGAAAGUCGCAUUAGCUUCAAGUGGCUAAGCUGCCAAGCUAAUGCCGAAUCCAGUCACCAUUAAUGACACGCCCUAUCUGAGGGUUGAUCUCGAUUAAGUGCCAAAAGAUCACUUUAAAUUAUUCACUGACGUGUCAAAAAAAGUCGGUUAAUGCUUUAUAUAGGGAUUCAAGACUUCAGACUGGAGAACAAGAGUGACUUAAAAACCCAGAUGUCGACCAGGUCUUGGCUAGAGCCCAUUCCUCUUAGAAGGUGGCUUUUCCCACGAUCAGAAUUGUGGAGUGGUCUGAAAAACUCCACGACAUCACUGCCAUCUCUCUGGAUUUUGUCCAUCUGUCUCAAAGUGCUAAGGCAGCUAGGUACGAUUUGAAGGAAGUGGGCCAGGAAUCUCACAAUGUCUUCUUGUUUGUUGGUUUGUUUGUUUGUUUGUUCGCUCGUUUGUUUAAAACACACUCAUGCACUUGGAUAUGAAUAUUUUCAAGAGGAUGCGGGUGGGUUUUUGUUUUUUUCAUUUAUUUAUUUUCUCCUCCCAUGAUGUGUAGAGAGAGCUAUCUCAACAAGUAACCACGAACAAAAGCAGCCAUUGCUUUUAUUUAAUAAUGCAUUGUGCCCACAAGCGUUGGGGCAUGUGGUCAUCAUCAAAUAAAAAGCCAAGGUUAAUCAGAGGUCAUACUCAAGAAUAGGCCUGAGAGAGUGGGAUCCAAAUCCGCUUAUGGCACUGGGGUGGUUCGAGGCAGGCUCUGUCGCAGGGCCUAUUCUAAAAAGGUGGUUUAGUUACUAACCCAGCUAUAGGUUACGUUAAAGGUGCACUGUGUAGGAUGGUGGCCGGAGAAUGUAUUGCAACUAUGCCGCCCAUUGAAACUGUGCUGCCUAUUGCCAAAUGUGAUCUUUUCAUGAACAUUUACUUAGUAAUAAACUAAUACUUACUAUUAUGACCAAAGCUCAGCAAGUUUUGCAGCUAAAAUGUCUGUCUAAUAUUUCUGGAAAUUCAAAAAGGCGGACAUGAAGAUCCACCUUUUCAUGUAUGAAAUGUGCAAUUUUCCCAAUCAUAAUGAAUACUUAGAAUUUGAUGAAGUAUUUAUAAAAAAAAUGUAGCCUUUGUGAGUUGGCAGCAUGAAUUCUGGAAAUUAAGUUAAACUAUUAAAUAUAUUACACAGUGCACCUUUAAGUCAGCGAGAACAGUAAAUAUCCUAAUAUUAAGAGACUCGAGGGUUAAUGUUUUCAGUUAAAGCAAAGCCAAUAAGUUACUAAGUUAGCAUAGUCCGACAAGUUGCUAAAACUUCAGGACUUUUUGGAAUAGGCCCUGGCUGGAGAGUCUGCAGACAAACGGUCUUCCAGUGUCGCAGUUUGUGUUGUGAAGCUUCAGUCUGCCUGCAUUGACCUCAGUGUUGUGCUCUGACAUGCGCAAUGCCAGCUCCUCGUUUACGUCAUAUACUUGAAAACUUUAGUCUGUUAUAGCAGUAUACUACGUCAGAUUAGAUUUCAUUAGUCCGGGUUAAAUAUCAUACCAAAAGGAUGUAUAUUAAAUGAAGUGGUGCUUUCUUUAAUCUCUUGUUUUCUUUUCAUUUGAUUUUCUCCCUCCUGUUGCCUUAGGUCACUCCACACCAAACAGAUUUAUCAUAUU